CCAAAUCCUAGAAAAGAGCCAGUUAAAAGAACUAAGCCCGUCGUGCCCAGUCUAGACAGCCACUGCCGCUUAUAAUCUUAGUGUCUGAGCAGGAGCUUUGGGAGAACCCACGCUGCCUCGAACACGCGAUAAAUGAGGAAAUAAGGGGAGGGGGAGGAAGACUGAAGAGGUUGCCUGGGAAUUUUGGGAAACCAGCAAGAGAUAGAAAGAAAAAUUCCAUUUAAAGUAACUGCAGGAAGUAUGAAACACUUGGAAGUCUCCCUGCCACAACACACCGAAGAUCAUAGAAGGAAUGUUACCUAUGUCAUACAGAUAUAUUUCUAAGAAUGUUAGCCUGUGAAAGUUGAGGAUUGAUCCCAAAAGAUACUCUGCUGCUGGAAGCCCUUCCUAUUUGGCCUAUACUACCCUUCUGAUCUCUUGCUUCCCCUCUCAUCCCAAAUGUCCUGAAGGGCCAUCUCUAACCAUGGGUCUCAACCUUCACACCUCACCCAGAAUCUCGUGGAGGGAAGAAUUCUGAUUCAGGAGUCAUUGAAACCGACUGACAUCUGCCCAUUUGGAAUAUGAAUACCCUUCCUGACUCUUGGGGCUCUAUAGAGUAAUGGGACAGAAGAAGGAAUAAGAGGGUGGACAGUAGUCUUCAAUUCAGACCAUCUUGGUUUCCAAGCCUAACUCCACCUGCUGCUUUCCUCUUUUGGGUAGAGCUUCUCCCUGGAAGGCUGUGCCAGGGACUGGGUGACUCCCCAGGAACCUCACCCAGGCAGUGACGGGCAGACGUCUCCCGCUCUGGGAUCCUUCUCCUUCCCUUGCUCCACCUGAGGAGGGCAUGGCUCCUGGACCCCAAAGAUUCUCAUGGCAGGAGUUCCUGACAUUCAAGGAUGUGGCUGUGGAUUUCACCCAGGAGGAGUGGAGCCUCUUGGACCGUUUUCAGAAAGAGCUCUACAAGGAAGUCAUGCUGGAAAACUUCCAGAACCUGCUUUUCCUGGGAACUCCAGUUCUCAGAGAAGAUUUGGUCUCCCACUUUGAGGAAAGGGAAGCAUCGUGGAUCCUGGAUCAAUUAGACCUGAGAUACCUCUGUCCAGAUGCUGAGACAAGAUCUGAAGUGAAUGAGACUCCUGCAGAGUUAAGCAUUUCUGUGGAAAAAUUUCACCAGCAAAGGUUGAUGACUGAUGGGCCCUGUGACUUUAAUUUGAGAGAAAUCUGUGAUUUGGAUAUCAAGAUAGAGAAAGACCUAAAUAAUCACUAUGAAUUUGAUAAAGAUAGAAAAGGUUUCAGACAAUAUUCAGCCUUAAUUCAGUGUAAGAAAAUGACCUCAGGAAAUGAAGGUUUUCAAUUCAGUGAAGAAAGGGAAUGCUUUCCUGAAAAGGUUGGACUUAUGCAAGCUUCUGAGAAGCUUUCUGAAAUGCAAAUGUAUCAAGAUAACCAAAGGGAAAUGGCCUUCAGUUUGACUAAAGACCUUAUUAGACCUCAGAAAAAUUAUACGGGGAAAAUGGUUUAUAUAUUUAAUGAAGAUAGGAAGACCUUUAGCCAGAACUCAAAGGUCAUUGGCCAACAUAAGAUUCACACUGCAGGGAAACCUUAUGAAUGUAAUCAGUGUGGAAAGGCUUUCACAAAUAGGUCAAGUCUUGCUAUACAUGAGAGAAUCCACACUGGAGAAAAACCUUAUGAUUGUACUCAAUGUGGAAAGACUUUCCGAACGAGAUCCAGUCUUAAUGAACAUCAGAGAAUCCACACUGGAGAAAAACCUUAUAAAUGUAAUCAAUGUGGAAAGUCUUUCAGACAGAGCUCCAGUCUUUAUCUUCAUCAAAGAAUUCACACGGGAGAAAAAACUUAUGAAUGUAUGCAAUGUGGAAAAACUUUCACAAAAAGGUCCACUCUUGCUAACCAUCUGAGAAUCCACACUGGAGAGAAACCUUAUGAUUGUACUCAAUGUGGAAAGACUUUCAGAACGAGAUCCAGUCUUAGUGAACAUCAGAGAAUCCACACUGGAGAAAAACCUUACAGAUGUAAUCAAUGUGGAAAGACUUUCAGACAGAGCUCCAGUCUUUAUCUCCAUCAAAGAAUCCAUACUGGAGAGAAAACUUAUGAAUGUAAUCGGUGUGGAAAGACUUUCACAAAAAGAUCCACUCUUCACAUACAUCAGAGAAUCCAUUCUGGGGAGAAAAUUUAUGAUUGUGAUCAGUGUGGAAAGGCUUUCCCAGAUAGGGCCAAUCUGACUAACCACGUAAGAAUCCACACUGGAGAGAGACCUUAUCAAUGUAAUUAUUGUGGAAAGGCUUUUACACAGAACUCUAAUCUUGCUAACCAUCUCAGAAUUCACACUGGAGAGAAACCCUACGAAUGCAAUCAAUGUGGAAAGGCUUUUACACAGAACUCUAGUCUCGCUGUGCAUCAGAGAAUCCACACUGGAGAGAAACCCUAUGAAUGUAAUCAGUGUGGCAAGACUUUUAGACAGAACUCCAGUCUUGUUGUACAUCAGAGAAGCCACACUGGAGAGAAACCUUUUGAAUGUAAUCAGUGUGGAAAGACUUUCAGACAGAGGGCUUCACUUACUCAACAUCAGAGAAUUCACACUGGAGAGAAAUAAUAGGAAUAUAAUCACUAUAGGAAGGCUUUCAAACAUCUCUAGUUUUCCUCUUCAUUGGGGAAUCCAAACUGGAGAGAAACCUUUUGAAUGUAAUUAGUAUGGCAAAGCCUUCAAGUAACAGUCAUCCCUGAUUUUCAUUAGAAAAUUCCUUUAAGAUAGAAAUUUUAUCACCAUAAUGAAUGAGGAAAGAUAUUCAAAUAGAUUAUAGAGCUUGUUCAGCAUCAGAAAAUUAAUUCUGGAAGAAUGCUCUAUAUGGACUAAAUGGAGAUAAGCUUUAAUUCAAAGAGCAUCUCUUAAUUUAUAUCAGAAGAUUCAUUUUUGGAGAGAAAUAUUACAAAUUUGUUCAAUGGGAACAUGAUUUUGUUUGAUAGAAAGAUCACUAGAUAUUUGAAUAUUCAUGCUGGAAGGAAGAUUUGUAAAAGCAAUACCUUUUGUCAAUAUCAAGGCCUAUACAUAGAGUUCAUGUUUGAUUACAAAUUGGAGAAAUUCUGGAAAUAAAAUGGAUCUGAGUAGUGAGACGAAGCCUCUUGCUGUGAUACAGACUUUUUUGACACCCCCCAUAUUUCAUAUUGUUCAUAAAUCCCUAAUAAUUAUUUUUUGAAAGCUGUCUACUGAUCAAUAACAUUCCAUAGCAUUUGAUCUUCAUUUAUUUUUUUCAAAUUUGUAAAAUUUUCUAUACUUCAGAUUAUCUACUCUUUAAACAAAAUUUAUAUUUGGAUUAAAAAUUCAAGCCAUGGUUGUGAAUGGUACCUAAAUAUGUUUUCUUCUGUUCUUGUUUUUUCAUUCCAUCAGUAAAAAUUCUACUUCUUCCAUCCAACUCAAAUGAGCAAGAAAGAAAAACAAACCCCCUACUAGAGAUAUGUCCAAGUCCAUGGCUCUUCACUGUUUUAAUUUGUUCUUUUGGGACCCUUGCAGUAUUUUUUCUUUGACCUUAAAGUCCUGGAUGUGUGAUGAUCCCAUAAGUUUUCAUUGUGGAGUUUUUUUUGUUUGUUUUUUUUUUUCCCCAAGGUGAUAAGUAAAUUCUUUUUCUACUUUGACUUCAGGUCUUAAAGAGACUUGGGCUGCCAUUUAAAAAAAAAUACAAUACCUGGGCUCUAAUUUCGAUGGCUUUAAGAUAUAAUAGCUAAGAUUCAUAUAAAUCUUAUAUAAGUAGCACUUUGUCUCUAGUACUCUGCUAAGUGCUUUAUAGUUAUCUCAUUUGAUCCAACAACCAUCCUAUAGCAAGAUUUUUCAGAGUCCUUUUAGCUAAUCAUGCUAUGGCAUGAAUAAGGCAACUCGGGAUACAAGAAGACAAGUACACCGAAGUUUACUUAAAAUUGUGACAUAUACAAUCAGUAGGUAAUAGACAUGUAAGGCAAAUACAUAUGUGUAUAUAUUUUAUAUGUGUGUAUUGUAUAUACAUG
This is a messenger RNA of Sarcophilus harrisii (Tasmanian devil), 3987 nucleotides long. Its product is annotated as zinc finger protein 883. The transcript is spliced from 7 exons. The coding region runs from base 824 to 2584 and encodes 586 amino acids. The record is from RefSeq and is a predicted model, not a curated record. Gene Ontology annotation, molecular function: DNA-binding transcription factor activity, RNA polymerase II-specific; RNA polymerase II cis-regulatory region sequence-specific DNA binding. Gene Ontology annotation, biological process: regulation of transcription by RNA polymerase II. Lineage: Eukaryota; Metazoa; Chordata; Mammalia; Dasyuromorphia; Dasyuridae.